UUUCUCUCACAAAUUUAUAUAGCCGCCCAACUCUUACAUAGCUGGCUCCAGGCAGCUUAUAACAUUUUUAAAAAUAUCCUCCCUCCCUCCCACGGCAGCAACAACACAAUCAAAUCAGCCACUCGAUUGCCUCCAUCUCUGUUCAUGGUCCCUGGACCCACUAAAAGCCCAGGAGAAGCAACAGGAGGAUGGGAACAACUGUAUCUCAGGAGGAAUGAUGUUCCACAAAGAAUGGUCCUUCACCGUAAAGGCCCUUUUUCAUGGUCCCAGAAGAUGAUAAUCUAUAAUCGAUGGGCUCCGUAACAUGCCCUGCCUUCCCAUCCUGGUGGGCCGGGUAGAUAUAAUAGGACAGAGGCUUUGCCCAAAUAAACUGAUUCGGAGCUCAGCAUGAUGGUCUCAUUCAUUAUGCUAAGGGAAUUGUUGGCUAGGUAAGAAUACCCGGUGUUAAGAACCCAAUGUCCGCACUCAAGAAAGACAAAACUCUUUAUUUCUAUACAGAAUAAGAGAAGGUGUUAAUUGCUCAUUGUUUUCUAAAUAUUCUCACAGGAAAGAAAUGGAAAGUCAGAAGAAUGUUGGCUGAUUUUACAGUAGUUUCAUGGAUGGAUAUCUAGAAAGUUGGCUGAAGUGGCUCAGCUAUGACCAGGUACAAAUUGAGUAAUGCCCUGUCAAAUAAGGUUGCCGCAUAUUCAUCCUGCUGAAGUUACCCAACAUUGGUGUCUAGCUGAUGAGUCAUCACUAUGAUUUGUCUCUCAGCCAGAAUGCUUAAGCAUCAGCUGCCAGGUCUUUUGUGCCUUUCUCUCUUCUCUUCUUGCACAAAUCUACCAAUAAUUGCAGACUUGACAGUUGUAUUGCCACCUCCUGUGAAUUGAACCCAGCUUCAAAGAUGUCCACACUGCAUUCGUGGCAAAAAAAAAUUGAAACUGUUGCACUGCUCGUCUCUAUAAUUUAUUUUCCCCAUUUUACAUCACUACACUACAGUCCUUGGAUUUUCUAGUGGUCUCUUCAAAUACUCUUCAAGUACUAGAACAGGGGUCUUCAAACUUGGCAACUUUAAGACUUAUGGACUUCAACUCCCAGAAUUCCUCAGCCAGCCCAGUAAGGGUUCAGUGUGAGUAUGUGGUGUGGCUACAGGAAAACUGACAGCUACUUUAAGAAAAGUGUGAGUGAAAUAAUCCCAUCCAGGAAAUAUUGUUUGGUAGUAACCUUUUUUUCCCCUCUAGUAGCUAAGUUCACACAUCAUCUACACUAUGUUGAUAUGGCCAUGGUUUCUUUCAUAAUCACAAUUGCUAUGUUCAAAUGUUGUGAUAUACUUUACAAACUGCCAUGGCUGCGUUCAUGCAUGAUUAAUCAGAACCCAUCUAACCACAUUAUUGUUUAAUUUGUUCUUGGGUUCAACUGAAUGUUUUUUUUUUACUCUGUCAAUUGGGGUUUAUCCAAUAAGCCAUACUUAAGCAUUAUGAAUGCAUAAGUUUGGCUUAUUGAAAAAUUCAGCAUUAUGAAUAAACCCAGUCAGAUACUUAGUCCCUAUUUUUCUUCACAGCCCUGAUGGCCCGUUUAAUUUAACCUGAUACUGACAUUUUAUUCAGGUUUCACCUGUUGACAUGCUUUAUAUUCUGAAUUAGUUCAACUCUUGAUAAAUGUGAUUCUAUGGGAUUUAGCCAAUGUGACCAACCAUUAAUUAAUUAAUUCACAAGAUAAACAAGCCAAAGAGCUGCUUUUUCAGGGUCAGAAAUAUGGGGAAGCCUCAAUUCGAAAUAGAAAUAGACUGAUGUGGUUUUCAGAUAUAAAAUUUAGAAGUAGAAAUAAGAGGGGUUUUUUUCCUUACAGAUGAUAACUUGAACUUGACCAUGGAAUUCAGCAAAUAAUAUUCUUCUAUGGAGUCUGCCAAAGCUUUUUCUGGCAUGAUGAACGAGAGGUUACUCUCACAAAGUACAAAUGGAAGAUUAAUGAUUGAUGGCUCAAGAGUGCACAGCUCAGAUUUGGGCAGAGCAAAGAAUUUCCCUUCUGUAUAAAGGCAACCAGCACCAGGAGAUGCCCCAUUGGCCUUUCCCAAUCAGAAGCAUCCAGCGGCAUUGCCAACAUGGCAUUUGAUGGUACCUGGCAAGUCUACACCCAAGAAAAGUACGAAGACUUCCUGAAAGCAAUUGCCCUGUCAGAUGAUAUCAUUAAAACUGCCAAAGACAUCAAGCCCAUUACUGAAAUCCGUCAGACCGGGAAUACUUUUGUGAUCACCUCGAAAACCCCCAACAAGUCUGUUACAAACACGUUCACGCUGGGAAAAGAAGCAGACAUGACUACCAUGGAUGGGAAAAAAGUCAAGUGCACAGUAAAUCUCACUGAUGGAAAAUUAAUAGCCAAGUCAGACAAAUUCAUCCACGAGCAACAAAUUGUAGGCAAUGAAAUGGUGGAGACUAUCUCCUGCGGCUCCGCCACAUUCACACGAAGGAGCAAGAAGAUUUAAAAAAGAAGAAGAAGAGGACUUUAUUAUCUUUUUGUAGGUGCUUUUGUACAUGAGAAAUAAAAAAAAAAAAUUCACUGUC
This is a messenger RNA of Crotalus tigris (Tiger rattlesnake), 2540 nucleotides long. RefSeq names its product fatty acid-binding protein, liver. Gene Ontology annotation, biological process: fatty acid transport. Lineage: Eukaryota; Metazoa; Chordata; Lepidosauria; Squamata; Viperidae. Bases 2081 to 2461 code for a protein of 126 amino acids. Gene Ontology annotation, cellular component: cytosol; nucleus. The transcript is spliced from 4 exons. The record is from RefSeq and is a predicted model, not a curated record. Gene Ontology annotation, molecular function: fatty acid binding.